Messenger RNA from Bufo bufo (common toad), 3415 nucleotides. It is a transcript of the gene RRN3, whose product is annotated as RRN3 homolog, RNA polymerase I transcription factor. Gene Ontology annotation, biological process: transcription initiation at RNA polymerase I promoter. NCBI's taxonomy places the organism in Eukaryota, Metazoa, Chordata, Amphibia, Anura, Bufonidae. The transcript is spliced from 10 exons. Gene Ontology annotation, cellular component: nucleus. Gene Ontology annotation, molecular function: RNA polymerase I core binding; RNA polymerase I general transcription initiation factor activity. The coding region runs from base 1 to 1275 and encodes 424 amino acids. The record is from RefSeq and is a predicted model, not a curated record.
AUGGCCGCGCCCAACGGCUGCGGAAAACCGGACCGAGGAUGCCGCCGAGAGACGCGAAAACAAAGAGCAAACGCGCAGAGCCGACAGCAGGUGAAUGCCUCUCGCCAUGAUAUAGAGGAUGCAGAAGAAAGUGCGUGGGCUGCGACUAAGGAUAUAGGUGCUGCAGAAGAAGCACUAUUUAACAUGGAUGAAGACGAAGACCUGCAGCAAAAGAGUGCAAAUAUUGUCAGCGAAACAAUGGCUCUUCCUGCUGCUGAAAGCUUAGACUUAGGAUUAUCUGUUCUCUUCCGUUAUAUCAAAGACAUCUGCUUCCAAAAUGGGAGCUUUCAACUUAAUAAAGCAAAGGAUUUAUACAAAGAGCUUCUUGCCAUAUUUGACAAGCUCAUCUUACCAACCCAUGCUUCCUGUCAUGUCCAGUUUAUCAUUUUUUACAUCUGCAGCUUCAAACUGGGUCUGGCAGAAGCAUUUUUAGAACAUCUUUGGAAGAAGCUGCAAAAUCCUAAUCAUGCUCCAAUUAUCAGACAGACUGCUGCAAGUUAUAUUGGAAGUUUCUUGGCUCGGGCAAAGUGUAUUCCCUUGGUGACAGUGAAGGCUUGCCUUGAUCUCCUUGUGAACUGGAUCCAUGGUUACAUAGAUAAUCAGGAUGCUGGGAGCAGGGCUUUCUGUGACAUUACCUUCCACGGGCCCUUCUACGCUGCUUGCCAGUCUGUCUUCUAUAUUCUGAUUUUCCGACAUAAGCAGCUUUUAGAAGGCAACUUGCGCAAAGGUCUGUCCUACUUGCAAGGUCUGAAUUUUGAAAGAAUUGUAAUGUGUCAGCUCAACCCUCUGAAGAUUUGUCUUCCUUCAGUAGUUAACUUCUUUGCUGCAAUCACAAGGAAAUAUCAGCUGGUGUUUUGUUACACUAUCAUCGAACGCAACAAUCGACAGAUGAUCCCCAUUGUGAGAAGCAGCAGCGGAGGUGAAACUGUUCAAAUGUGCACCAAUCCACUAGACAGCUUCUUCCCCUUUGAUCCUUGCAUUUUGAAAAGGUGUAAAAUACAUAUAGAUCCAAUUUAUCAGCCCUGGGAAGAGUCUAAUGCUGAGGAAAUGAAAAGACCCCAAAAGCCAGUUAAGCCUGGUGCCACCCCAGACGAUGAAGAUGAUUUCCUCAAAGGAGAGACACCUCAGAAUGACAGUUCGGUUGAGAUGGCACCGGGUUCCUUUGACCUUUUCCUGAAGAGCCCAGCAAGCAGUGUGGGCUCCCCACCUUACAAGUUCCUUCAGCGGCCGUUCUGACCCUUAUCAAGCACUUGAAUUCCAAAGCACUCACCUCAAGUAGAUAUCUCUUGAGGCACAGACGGUGUCAGAAGCUGUCACCGGCUAUGUGGUAGCUGGGAAGGUUGGCACCGGUUAUUUAUGGACGGCCACGGCUGUAAGAACUCCCUUUUUGUUUGGUCAGAAUUGUCCUGGUUGGUCUUAAGGGGCCUUCAAAGCUUGUUCAUUGAUACCACUGAUGGGUUUAUUUGUGCAAAUGCAUAGGUGGUGGGUGCGAAGGUAUCAAGAACUUGUUGGUUUGAAAUGUAACCCGCAUGAUACUUGCCAGUCACCCAAAGGACAUUGCGUCAAGUCCUGAUAACCCAGGCUGCAGAUCCAUAUAAUCAUUAUAUUUUUCUAUAUUGUGUCUCCCGUGUUCUUACACACAGCUCGACAGUGCAAUAAUAAUGUGUAUAAUAAUGUCCUUGUUCUACAUGAAGUAAGGGGUGGCCAGUAUAUGUAUGUAGGUGUGCUGUUGAGGACUGGCCUCUCCACUAUGAUCAGUGAUGCACCUUGUGUCUCUUUUGUUAGAUAUAUUACAUUGGUGCAGAUUUACUAAACCCUAUAGAUGGUGUAAGCUUAGUCAGGCUGUUUAGACCUGCACAAGAUCUAUCACAGGGGCUCAGGCUGGACGAUACAUCUGCUGCAAGGAUAGACACUUUUCUCUGACUCUAUACCAACUAUGGUUGGGUUACUUUAAGACAGAAUUUUGUGCCAGAAUUGUGGUGCAAUUUUGGCGUUGAUUGGUAAGCCCUCACUCUUUGUAGGGCUAAAAGGCGAAUAAUUUCUGCAAAAUGUGUGACAACGUGCCUCAUUUUGGAGCAAUUUAGACCAGAAAAAAAGUGUAACUGUAGGCCAAUGUGCACAUACUCUGAAGGAGAACUUAAUUUUGUGUAUUGUUACCCUGGCUGGUCUGACCAUGCGAGUGCAUAGAUAUCUGUCAUUACUGUAUACCUCUAGAGCAGGGAUGUCCAACCUGCGGCCCUCCAGCUGUUGCAAAGAUACAACUCCCUGCAUGCCCGGACAGCCUACAGCAGGGCAUGGUGGGAGUUGUAGUUUUACAACAGCUGGAGGGCCGCAGGUUGGGCAUCCCUGCUCUAGAGCAUGUGGAUGAUGGGUAUAAACCCCGUGUUUGUGUGGGUUUCCUCCAGGUUCUCCAAAGACAUGAUAGCCCCAUUGGGGACAGUGUGAUACUAGUGUCUGUAAAGUGCUGCGGAAUAUGUCAGCGCUAUAUAAGUGAGUAUAAUAAUAAUAAGCACACAGAAUCUAGCUACAGUUUCCAUGUGUAAUGUGUAUUUAAACCAUAAUGAAAUCAAUCUGAUAUUUUAAGCAUUUAGCUGUCCGUUGCUCCAUGAUCAUAUGGUCAACAGGAGCAACAGGUCUUGGUCAUCUGCACAGGAAUUACUGGGUCCCCAGUGUCAUACUGGGAAAACCAGUUUUUAAAGAGGUUGUCCACCGGGGCCUUUCAGCUGGACCUGCAUCCCCGUGUCACGUGUUGCAUGGGGGACAUGUCAUUACAGCAGUCGCGUGACCCCCGUCAAACAGGAAGUUAACGACUGGAGUUUGGAUGCGGGGGAUGAAAGACCAAAAGGCCCCUGAAGGUGGACAACCUUAUUGUGUAAAAUGUUUCGUUAUCGCUAGGGUAUGCCAUCACUUUAUGAUCAGUUGGGGCCUGACAUUUGGGAUCCCCACUGAUCCUGAGAAUGAAGGGACCACAGUGAUCAUUUAGUUGGGAAAGGGGUGCAGAACUAAAUCUGCGCUCUGGCCUUGUCAUUGGGGUCCCAGAAGUCUGACUUCCACCGAUCAUAAAGUGAUUGCAUAUUGUAUCAGUGUGUCUUCAUUUUACAAGAUAAGAGUACCCCUUCAGUUGGCGGUAUUUAUUACCGCCCAAUGGGUAAUUUCAUCAGUUUUCUGCUGUAAUUGCAUUCAAACUGUGUUUGUUGUAAGCACCAUAUUAACGGGGUUUUCUAGGACUUAACUAUUUAUUCCUUAGGAUAUAUCAUAAAGAUCAGACCAGUGGAGAUCCAGCUCCCGUCACCCACACCGAUCAGCUGUUUUCAGGAGCCGUGGUGCCAGAAACGGGCAUCGAAACCCACAGCUCCAUGCACUGGCCGUGUCUGGU